This is a messenger RNA of Rotaria socialis, 612 nucleotides long. NCBI's taxonomy places the organism in Eukaryota, Metazoa, Rotifera, Eurotatoria, Philodinida, Philodinidae. The record is from the annotation of a GenBank genome assembly.
AUGAAGUCAGACAUAGGGCGUACAAUUCAAGAUCAAUUAUCCCAGCAGGACGUACGUUUUACACCAUUUCGUUCAGUAAAUGAUUUUAUUCUCGAUGCAACAUGGAAUGCACCGAAUUUUUCUGAUCUUCCACGUUUGAAUAAACGUAUUGUUAACAAUUUAAUUUAUUAUCAAACGAAUUACUUUGCUUUUGGCAUUGCUCUAUUUCUUCUAGUUGGAAUCAGCUAUCCAAUUGAUUUCCUUUUCGGUUUAGUUGUGGUUUUGGCUGUAUUAAUGGGUUUUGUUUAUUUAUCGUCAUCACCUGGAUUUGGCAAUAAUUCAUUGGCUGCUGCAGAACAAUUUAUUCGUUCAGCUAAAGAAGAUCGACCGUUAAUUGUUCUUGUUGGCAUACUUGGUAUUUCUUAUUUAAUAUUAAGUUUUCUUGGAAAAUUAAUGAUUUUCUUAUUUGGAAUUGUUUUACCUAUUCAAUUGAUUAUUCUUCAUGCUACAUUUCGAACAAGAAAUUUAGCAAAUAAAGUGGUAAAUAAAUUUGAUCGACUUGGUGUUCAAGCAACACCUAUGGGCAUAUUCCUUAGUGCACUUGGAUUACGAAGUUCAUCAUUAUUGGAAUAA